AUGGUCCACCACUACCUCAGCUGGGCGGUGUACCUGACCGACAGGCUGUGGGAGUCACUGCUCAAGCUUCACUCCGAUCUCGAGAGACUUCAAUGUUCCAAGGCCAAGCCCCUCCACCAGUGUGCCGACGCCCCGCCGCUCCUCUACCGUAACGGGUUCACGCCAACGGACGGGACUCUGCAGCCGCCACUCACGUGUUCCAAGGUCAUCGCCAAGCUGAAGGCAGUAGUCGCCGGACAGCCUAUCGCAAACCUUAUGACUGCCAUGGACCUUUUCCUCUACAAUAUCAGGACGCCCUUCUUCUAUACCCUGCUCACACUGUGGUCCAUCGCAACCCUCCUCCUGGCCCACACGGUGUUGUACCACCUGGACAUUCUGCUCAUACGAUCUCACUUCGUGCGCUCCAAGGCGUCACAUCUCAUCGACGCCAAGGCACUACUCACGCACGGGAGGAAGAUGCUGUCACUAUACAAAGACGUCGACUACUUCGACGACGAUCUUUAUUAG
Babesia ovata is the source of this 507-nucleotide messenger RNA. Its product is annotated as ribosome binding protein. The record is from RefSeq and is a predicted model, not a curated record. NCBI's taxonomy places the organism in Eukaryota, Apicomplexa, Aconoidasida, Piroplasmida, Babesiidae. The transcript has a single exon. The coding region runs from base 1 to 507 and encodes 168 amino acids.